AUGAUUAGGACAACAUCCAUUUCCGAAUCGGAGAACAGUUUCUACAAAAGAUUUUUGAAGCCCCGUGCGAACAUAGCCGAGUUCUACUUGAAUAUCAACCAUGCUGUUGAGUUUCAGCGUAACAGUAGGACGGCGUUAGACUACCACGAUGCCACUGUUUUGCCCAUUUUGGCCACUACCUUGCCGUUUGAGAAACAUGCUUCAACGCUUUACACCGAUACGAUGUUCAGGAAAAUACAGGAAGAAAUCGUUGAUGGUAAUGAUAGAUGUCGCGUGCUAGGAUUUUCUUCUACUGAAUUUGUUGACACAUACAAGCUUGGGGAUAGCAAUCGCAAAUCGUAUUUGGUGACUCAUGAUAGGAGUGAUGAGUCGUAUUAUUGCGAAUGCAAACUCUUUGGUAGGCAUGGAUAUUUGUGCAGACAUAUUUUUUUUAUUUUCAUGAACAAUGAGUUGAAGAAAAUACCAGAAAAAUACUGCCAAAGUAGAUGGAUGAAGACUCCGCUAGCCAAGGCGGUCAAUGGGGAAAUUCAUGAUGACAUUCCUACCAGGUCUGUUGUUGACGAUAGGCAAGCAGUGUCAAAGCAAGGCAUUUCUAUGUUCUAUGGUUUCCUCCGGCGGUUCGAGGGAGACAUUGAAUUGCUAAGGGCAUUUGUAGGCGGUGUGGAAGACCUUGGUAAUUCUUUACAAGCUGGGAAUCCGACAACGUCAGCAACUGAAAAAGGCGAAUGA
Molecule: messenger RNA, 729 nt
Organism: Salvia splendens (bonfire salvia)
Lineage: Eukaryota; Viridiplantae; Streptophyta; Magnoliopsida; Lamiales; Lamiaceae
Product: protein FAR-RED IMPAIRED RESPONSE 1-like
Exons: 1
Coding region: 1-729 (242 amino acids)
Biological process (GO): regulation of DNA-templated transcription
Molecular function (GO): zinc ion binding
Source: RefSeq, a predicted model, not a curated record